This is a messenger RNA of Pestalotiopsis fici W106-1, 1695 nucleotides long. RefSeq lists its product as uncharacterized. The transcript is spliced from 4 exons. Gene Ontology annotation, molecular function: transmembrane transporter activity. Gene Ontology annotation, cellular component: membrane. Lineage: Eukaryota; Fungi; Ascomycota; Sordariomycetes; Amphisphaeriales; Sporocadaceae. The record is from RefSeq and is a predicted model, not a curated record. Bases 1 to 1695 code for a protein of 564 amino acids. Gene Ontology annotation, biological process: transmembrane transport.
AUGUCAGCAAUCCAUGAAAACGAAAUUGAACCGAUCCGACGAGAUAUGGAGCCUCCGGAUUCAUUCUCGUCAUCGUCGUCAUUACCAUCAUCAUCGUCAUCGUCCAUUUCCAUUCCUCACGAGGACAAGGUAGUCAAGAUGUCAGCCACGGAAACCAGCCCUCUGCUUGCAGCCGCUGCAGAUACACCCGUUGAGCCCAAAGCACUGCGGAUGUCAACGGCACGACGUGUGCUCUUGAUAGCUACCAUGGCGAGUGCUGGACUGCUGAAUAGAUACUCGGUACAGGCUACUGUCAUCAUGCUGCCCUCAAUCGGCAAGGCGUUUUCGAUCCCCACCAGCCGUCAGCAGAUGAUCAUCUCCAUGUACAGCGUGGCCUCGGGCUCGUCCAUGCUGCUCAUGGGCCGCCUAGCCGACGUCCGGGGCCGCUGGGGCGUGUUUCUGGCCGGGGCCACGACCUUUUCCCUCUUUGCCUUGCUCCUCCCCUUUGCCCGGUCGGAAACGUUUCUGUACCUUUUGCAGGCGCUGCAGGGCUUUAGCAGCGCCGCGACGGUGCCGUCUGGUAUCGGCAUCCUGGCCUCGACGUUCCCGCCGGGCCGCGAGAGAAAUGUCGCCUUUGUCGCUGCCAGCGCCUCGACGAGCUUGGGCUCCGUACUGGGGAAUAUUGCUGGUGGUGCCAUUGGCGGAUUGCUCUCGUGGGAAUGGGUGUUUUGGAUCUCUGCUGCCUUGGCCGCCAUUGUCGCGGCUGCGGCUUGGGUCUUGUAUCCGGCCAAGCCCGCCGUGUUCUCGCUGCAGCAUUCUGAUUCUGAGGCAGAGGACAACCAUGAGGAUAAUAGCGACUGCAACAACAAAAAGCUCCAAUCGACCCAAUCUGUAGAUUAUUUUGGUGGGUUCCUGAUUUCUGCCAGUUUGGCCCUUCUCCAGAUUGGUCUAUCGCAAGGGAAUGUCGACGGCUGGGCCAACCCUUAUGUCCCCGGGCUCGUUGUCGCUUCGGUCUUUAUAGGCUAUAUCUUUGUGGUCUUACAACUGCGCAUGGAGAGGAAUGAUCAGUUUCCUCUGGUGAGGCUUUCAAUGUUUAGAAACGUGGGCUUCUCGGCUGCUUUUGUAGUGGUCGCAUGUUUCUUUGGGUCGUUCAACAGCUUCCUCGUAUUUGUUUCCAUGUUCUUCCAAGAUAUCCUAAAACUCGACAUGCUCCAGACGACGCUGCGUUUCUUACCCGGCGGCAUCAUUGGAGGCCUUGCUUGCUUCACUGUGGCACCAGCACUAUCCAUUUUCCGCGGUUUCCACAUGCUAAUCUUUGGCCUCAUUUGCGGUAUCAUCUCGCCGCUCCUCUUUGCUUUGCCAAUGUCUCCAGAAGCCACAUCCUACUCCUACUGGGCAAGGGGAUUCCCCGCCAUGUGUCUGUGCAUCAGCCCCGAGAUUGUAUGGCCGGUUAUCGGUCUAUACGUUGCCCGUAAUGUCACCGAGUCCGACCAGUCCCUUGCGGGCGCCAUUCUGCAGGCGGCCAACCAUGUCGGUCGGGGCCUAGGAAUAGCCCUGGCCACGGCUGCGCAGGUCGUCGCGUGUUCGUCCUCGAAUCCUGGGACUGUUGCGUCUCUGCUUCGUGGCAUUCAGGCUGCGCAGUGGACCAAUGUUGGCAUGGCGGCCCUGAGCUUGGUCUGUACCUUGGUAUUUUUCCGCGGUCUCGGGCGCGCCUAA